AGCUGUCAAAAGGACGAAGCAAAACAAAAUCUUCCAAAAAAGUGUUUUCCACCCGAACUGAUUACGCAAAACUGGACUGCCGUGUCCGAAAUUAUCGCCGGAAAUGAUCAUCAGCUCCUUCCUGCAACUGCUGCCCUUCCGCAGCGCGGCGCGCACCAUACACACAACGGCCGCCUGCAGUGAAAUCCGCAAAAUGGCCCGGCUUCGAGUGGUGGACAACAGCGAAAUCGGGAAACGUGCGAUGGCAGAAGGACGACCGCCAAAGUGCAUUCACGUGUACAACAAGCGGGGUGUUGGGAUGGUCGGUGAUAAAGUGCUCGUGGCCAUCAAAGGGCAGAAGAAGAAGGGAAUUCUGGUGGGAUGUCGCCAGUUUCAGAAACCGAAAGUACCCAAGUUCGACACAAACAACCUGGUGCUGAUCGACGACAACGGAACACCGCUCGGCACGCGGAUUCACGUCCCGAUACCGACAAUGUUACGCACGAUUUUAAAGGAAAAAACACAGGCCAAGGGAGCCGAUUACACCAAGUUACUAGCCAUAGCGACAAGAUUUAUUUAA
Anopheles aquasalis is the source of this 559-nucleotide messenger RNA. It is a transcript of the gene mRpL14, whose product is annotated as mitochondrial ribosomal protein L14. Gene Ontology annotation, molecular function: structural constituent of ribosome. The record is from RefSeq and is a predicted model, not a curated record. Gene Ontology annotation, biological process: translation. Gene Ontology annotation, cellular component: mitochondrion; ribosome. NCBI's taxonomy places the organism in Eukaryota, Metazoa, Arthropoda, Insecta, Diptera, Culicidae.